AUUUUCCACUAACAAUUUUUCCAACAUAAUUUCUUAAGCAACAUGAUGGGAUGAGAUGAUAGAUCCAGUGUGCAUUCAAAUCAGUAUCACGCGGGCGAGUUGGCUCACCGAUUCCAGAAAGAGCAACCCUUAUUAGUUGGUAUUACCAUCCACCACCAGUUCCACACACAUAUAUGCAAAAUAUCUCUAUUUUUCUUCUCUUUUCAUUUCUUGCCAAGUCUUUCUCCUUCAAUUCUAUUUCUUUCCUGAAGUUUUGUAAUCGUGCUUCAGAGCUAGCAUAGCAAUGGACUUUGUGAGCCCAAUCGUCGAUAUUACAGACCGAUUAUGUAGUUGCAUCGGAAACACAACCAACUAUAUUCGUCAUCUCCAAGAUAAUCUCAACUCUUUGAGAUCUGAAAAGCAAAAAUUGAUAGAGCACAGAAACGAUGUUCAGAGAGAAGUUGAAAGUUGUGAGACGCAACACAUGCAACGCAAGGAACGAGUAGAUAGCUGGCUUCGUAGAGUAGGAGAGCUGGAGGGGGAAGUGGACCAGAUUCUCCGACAAGGUGAUGAAGAGAUCAACAGAAGAUGUCUCAAAUUCUGUCCCAGGAAUUGCAGAUCUAGCCAUAAACUCGGGAAGAAAGUGUGUAAAAAGCUACAAGCUGUGGCUGAUCUCAAGGGUGAAGGAAAUUUCACCACUGUGGCUUUACCAUCGUCCCCGGCACAUGCCCAAGUGGCUGUACCAUUGGCCCCGGCACAUGCCCAACAAAUUCCUGUGGACAGGACUCUCGGCUUGGAUUCAACUUUUCACAAGGUCUUGGCACUCCUUAGAGAUGAUGAUGAUGAUGGAAUGGGAAUCAUCGGUAUAUACGGGAUGGGGGGAAUCGGAAAGACAACGCUUUUGAAGAAACUCAACAACGAGCUUGCAAGUGAUCAGUUGAGCGGCCGAAAGUUGGAUGAGGUGAUAUGGGUGGUGGUGUCCAAAGAUCUUAGUAGCGUGGAGAGCGUGCAAGAUAAAAUUGGGAAGAAGCUAGGCUUUCCGGAGGACAAAUGGCAAAAUAAAAGCCAAGAUGAGAAACAAGCCGAUAUCUUUGAGUUCUUGAAAAUGAAGAAAUUUGUGCUUCUUUUGGAUGACGUAUGGGGGCGGAUUGAUCUACUUGAAGUCGGAGUUCCACCUCCAAGCAAUCAAAAUAAGGCGAAGAUAGCAUUCACCACCCGAUCUGAGGAAGUGUGCAGUCUUAUGGAGGCUAAGAAGAGCAUUAAAGUAGAAUGCUUGGCAUGGCAGGAAGGCUGGGAUUUGUUUAAAGAUAAGGUGGGGGAACAGAUCCUCAAUUCUGACCCUGAAAUAGAGAAGCUCGCAAGAGUCGUUUGCAAAGAAUGCGCCGGAUUGCCACUGGCGCUGAUUACGAUUGGACGAGCCAUGGCAAGCAAGAAAACUCCCCAAGAAUGGAAUCAUGCAAUAAGUGUCUUGAAGAAAUCAUCUACAUUCAAAAUUCGAGGUAUGGAAGAUGACGUGCUUCGUCGUUUAAAAUUCAGUUAUGAUAGCUUAUCUGAUGAAACCAUUCAGAUUUGUUUCCUAUAUUGUGCUCUAUAUCCAGAAGAUUGGGAUAUUGAUGUUGAAGAUCUCAUAAACUUCUGGAUAGGUGAGGGGUUUCUUGAUGAUGAAUGUGAUAACAUUGAUGAGGCUUUUAAGCUGGCAUAUGAUGUUAUUGGUAGGUUGAAGCUUGCAUGUUUGUUGUUGGAUAGCAGAGAAUCCUACAAAUGUGUCAACAUGCAUGAUGUGAUUCGGGACAUGGCACUGUGGAUAAUUUCGGAGAAUGGGAAGAAGAAUGAGAAAUAUUUGGUGCAAGGAGGAAAUCGUGAGCCGACCACAGCACCUCCUAUUUCUAAAUGGGAGAAGGCCGAACGAAUAUUUUUGUCGAGCAAUUCAAUUAAGGAAUUAAGCGGAAGUACUCCUAGAUGUCCCAAUCUCUUGACUUUAAAUCUUAGUGAUAAUAGUAUGACGACCAUUCCUGCUAGCUUCUUCCAGUUUAUGCCAGCUCUCAAAGUUUUAGACCUGUCAUGGAAUGUAAAUCUAAAGAAGUUACCAGCAAGCUUUUUUGGGUUGCUUUCUUUGCAACAUCUUGACCUCUCGGGGACGGGCAUAACUCAGUUGCCAACUGAGUUUAAAUCAUUGAAAAAAUUGAAGUAUUUAUAUCUGAAUCGUAUGAGUGAACUUGUUACAAUCGCGCCGCAAGUCAUAUCAAGUCUUUCGAUUCUGCAGAGGUUGGAGAUACGAGAUAGUGGUGUUUCAUCAAAGGAAAUUUGUGAAGGAAGUAUCCUUUUUGGUGGUAAUGAAUUGUUAUCGGAUGAAGUGGAAUGCUUGAAGGACCUACAAUAUUUAAGUUUGACGGUGAAAAGUAAAUUGGCACUCCAAAAACUUCUGAGUAGUGAAAAGUUACGAAGUUGCACGUUUGAUUUAUGCAUCAGAGAAUACAGAGACUCAAGUGCAUUGCAAUUGUCUUCUCUACAGAAGAACUUAAAGAGACUAGAAAAGCUUCAAAUUGUAGAAUGUGAUGAUUUAGAGUUGGAGUUGUCAAUGAGGUGGGAGGAAGGAGAGAGAGGCGCAGUACCUCCUCACAGAUACAAUAAUAAUAAUCCGUGGGAUCAUAGAAUAAUAGAUGCAGCAGGAAGCAGGAGCUUCCAAAACCUUCGGGAAGUCACUAUCAGGCGAUGCAAAGUUUUGAAGGAUCUAACAUGGCUAAUCAGCGCGCCAAACCUUCAACAAUUAUCCAUUUAUCGUUGUGAUGCAAUGGAAAAAGUAAUAAAAGAUGCGGAGAAUUGCAGUAGUAGUGAUGAUAUUGCAGGUAGGGAAGGAAGUUUGAGUGUAUUUUCAAGGCUACAAAGAUUGACUCUGUGGUGCUUACCAGAGUUAAAGAGCGUCUAUAAUCAUCCACUGCCCUUCCCCUCUCUGAUUGAAGUUAUUGUGGCUGAUUGUCCGAAGCUUAAAAAACUUCCAUUUGACUCCAAUAGCGGCAAAGGAACUCUACGAUCAAUUGAAUGUAAUAGAGAGUGGUGGAAUAAGUUAGAAUGGGAGAAUGAAGAAACUCAAUCUGUUUUCUCUCCACUUUUCAAAGAACCGUAGUUUUAAUUUUGAGGAAGAUCGAAGACGUUGCCUUAUCUCACAGUCUCCUUCAGAAAGCAGAUAUCGAAGCUGAAGUGGAAAGCAAAAAUGUCAUUUAUUUUUUCAUUUUGUACUUGCAAAAAUGUCUUCUUAGUUUUAGCUUUUUUAGAUCAUUUUUAUCACCGUUGUUGUAAUGUAUGGUCCAAAUAAAGCUUUGUGUUGGAACAUGUUUAUAUUUCUCUUGUGUAUUAGGUACCUGUUGAUGUAGCUAAUAGCACUCUCUCGAUCACAUAAUUAUAUUAUUUCUUUGUUCCUCA
This is a messenger RNA of Cornus florida, 3399 nucleotides long. RefSeq names its product probable disease resistance protein At5g63020. The coding region runs from base 284 to 3103 and encodes 939 amino acids. The transcript is spliced from 2 exons. The record is from RefSeq and is a predicted model, not a curated record. Gene Ontology annotation, molecular function: ATP hydrolysis activity; protein binding; ADP binding. NCBI's taxonomy places the organism in Eukaryota, Viridiplantae, Streptophyta, Magnoliopsida, Cornales, Cornaceae.